GUAGCCGCAUGGCCCAGCGGUGACAUGUGAUACCUUUACAAGGGGGGGAAAAAAGAAAGGAAAAGAAAACACUGACUGUGCUAUUGGUCUGUUAGAGUCAUGGCAAAAAAAGUUUCAAAAGUUUCAAUAACAUCUUGCAUAUAAUAUUAAAGUUCCUAGUUGUGUUUUAUUAGAAAUAUUAUAUAGCAAAUGUUCUAAACAGUUAUGAAUCAGGGGUGUCAAACACACUUUAUUGCAGUCCAAUUUCACCUUGAGUUGCCCAGACUGAUGAAAUAUUUCCCUAAUAAGCUUUAAAUUCAAACUUUAAAGUUUUCAUAUAAAAGUCUACAUAAAGAAAAUGUCUGUUUUUACAAGAUCAAACAAUUACUUCUGAAAAUGAGUCUAAGCUCAACUGAAAACCAUUUUUUUUAAUGAUAACCUGGUGUAAAAUACAUCGAAAUGCCCUAAAAAAAGACUAGUAAUUGUUUUUACAAAGUGCUUGAUAGAUGUUCAGUUCACAGAUAGUGUGGGUCUUGGAUGGAUGGAUGUUUCUGAUUGGCUGUGAAAAAGCCACUCAGCACAUGUUGCAUGUGUUUGAGAAAACACUUCCAAAAGAAGCUGUGCAUAAUUUGAAUAGUUUCAUACUUAAUCUGCAAUAACAAGGUAAAAUUGGCACAAGGCUUAGUUGAAAUAAAACACAGUAUGUGAUACAUAUUAGGGGUCCUCGAUCGCUUUGCCAUUUCAUGAGUUUAGGUGUCCUUGCACUAUAAGUUGUUGUAGUUCACUGUAGGUUUAUGUGAUGAAAAUGUCUGUUUUCACAAAACCAAACAAUUGCUACUGAAAAUUACAGGUGAAAUGUCCCAAAACUUCUUGAACUAUUGCCUAAUGUAUGUGGUCACAAACUCACCAUGAUAGCAGCUGGAGUCUCAAGAUUUUUUUAUAAAUAUCAAUGUUGUCUUUUGACUUUUUCUCAUUGAAAUGGAGGGCCGGAUUGGAGUCUGUUGCGUGCAAGUUUUGGCCCUCAUUCCAUAUGUUUGAUACCCCUGCAUUAACUUCUUUAAAGCAGGGGUAACAAACAUUACUGGAGGCCCGCCAGAGGUUUUAUAAAAUUAUGAAUUCUCAAUAAACUAAUUACUGUAACCUGAGAUUUAUAGAGUGCUGAUGUAGGAAAUAGAUGUUCUGCUGUUUGUGAAGGAUCAUGUUACCAUCAAGGGAAUCCAUCAGGCAACGCAGUGAGCGUGAAUAUAUAAAAGCAUGCAUGAAUCCUGCAAAAUGCUGCAAAUAUUGGACUUGUUUUUACCAGGAGGCAUCACUAAAAAUCGACCUAAUAUUGCAGCUAUUCUUAUAAAUAUAGAAUAUUUCAUAAAAUAAAUCUGCCCCCCUUAGGAUAGAAUGCAUCUAUAUGUGGCCCCUGGAUUGAAAUGAGCUUCACAAUGCUUCAAAGAUCAAUCAACUGUUGUAUAUUAACUGUACUGCACACAAACUCUCUUCUAAUCCACCAAGGUCAAUCAUGGUCACAUUAUAUCUGACAUGAACCCUGUGUUGAUCUUUGGAUAGUUUUCAUCCGUCAUCAAUUAUCUACACCCACUUCUAACAGAAUAUUGGCUGGGGGCGUAAUCCAGUUGAUGUUUCAUCCAGGGCUCCUGCAGCCCAUCAAAGAAAAAGUUUCUGAUUUGAGACUAUUUACUCAUCAAUCACUAUCAUGUUGUUCGGAGAGAUCGGCUGCCCUCUUCUGUUACACCACAGUCACUUCACCGAAUAGAAUUCAGAACUUCAUCCUGCAAACACAACCCCUUGUAAAUAAAUCUGUACUCAAUGUACACACAGCUGGAAAGACGUGCAUACUUAUAUACAUGCACAUAAAAAUAUAACACAUGCAUCUAGUUUAACAUGUUUAGACUGCACAACAAAAUUAACAAACUUAGGUUAGGCGGAACCAUUAUGACGCCGGGAAAUGGGAAAGACGGGAGAAUAAUAUUGACGGACCAAUGUGGCGGCCAAAUGUUUAUGGGAAACCACGUUCAGAAUUAUUUAUAAACCCCUUCGACGUGCUUGUUUUUACUUUCAGUCGUGAAAGCUUAGAUUAGUCUUUUUAAUUGACUACUUGUUAUUGCUUUAACUUAAAAAUAAGGUAAAAUAUAAUCGUAACUCCCGGGUAGUGGUGAGAGCUGCUGAGCCACCAGCUGCGUUAUGCAGUUCAGUAUGUGGGGAGAGAUUGAGUCAGAUUCUUCGGUUAAAACACAGCCUUGUUGUAAUGAGAAAGAUGGUGAGAGUGAGUCGUCAGAAGAACCGCCGGCACAGACCCCGAAAGAGGACUUGAUGAGCCCAGCAGACCCCCGGCGGCAUCUGCAGGACCCCCAGUGUGUUGUGGACGUGCAGCAGGUGGACCAGAACGAGUCCAGUAACGUGAACGCCAUGAUCGAGGUGGUCGCCAUGAGUGGAAGCCUCGUGAAAAGCCAACAGAUAGGAGAGGCUGAAUUAACCUUAGAGGAACGCAGGAAGGAGCUGCUGCAGCAGUACCACAGAAGACCUCUGGUGUUCCUGGAGAGGUACCAUACUUGUCUCAAGCCGCAGCACCUGUCAGCGUUUUCAAACGUCAGCUCAGAUCCUCGAGCCCAGCACUACAGUAAAGUGAUUCAGAGGCGAACUGCAGGAAACACCAACAGGACCAGAGUCAGAAACCAGCGCUACGCAGCCCUCCGAGCUCUGCAGAAAGGGGGUGAAUACUUCAGUGAAGAACAGAUGCGAAUGAGGGAGCCACUUCUCUAUGAACAGUACAUUGGUCAAUAUCUUACUGAUGAAGAGGUGCUGGAGCGCUCCCAGGAGGCCAUGUCUGAUGGUGUACAGAGUGAACCGGGAGCACCAGGGGGAGGCACCGGAGGGCUCGCCCACCUCCUCCUCAACUCCUACCAGGAGCGGCUCAUCCAGAAUCGUCUGCAAGAGCAGCAGGAAAGAGAGGAGGGAGCGGAAGAGGAGGAAGAGGAGGAGGAGGAAGAAGAUGAUGUUGGCGGUGGCGGUCAGCCGAAGGACUGGGAGCCGACGGCAGAGGAGAAGGCUUUGCUGAGGGAGGAGUUCAUCAGUCAGAUGCACCAUCGGUUCCUCGAUGGCAAAGAUAAGGAUUUCAACUACAGUGAAGUGGAUGAGAACCCAGAUUAUGACAACUUGGACAUAGUCAGCAGGGACGCAGAGGAUAAAUACUUUGAUGAAGAUGACGAAGAGGAGGAAGAUGAGGUGGAAAAUGAUGACGAGGAAGAAAAAAUGACCGAAUAGCUUCUUUUCCACUAAUAGAAACUGUAAAUACGAAUGUUCUGUAUUCAAUUCAAACAAUCCUUUAAUUAAAAGAAUCUUUGUAAACUGA
Messenger RNA from Salarias fasciatus (jewelled blenny), 3337 nucleotides. RefSeq names its product coiled-coil domain containing 97 (gene ccdc97). The transcript has 7 exons. Bases 2170 to 3249 code for a protein of 359 amino acids. The record is from RefSeq and is a predicted model, not a curated record. NCBI's taxonomy places the organism in Eukaryota, Metazoa, Chordata, Actinopteri, Blenniiformes, Blenniidae.